Molecule: messenger RNA, 435 nt
Organism: Aureobasidium subglaciale EXF-2481
Lineage: Eukaryota; Fungi; Ascomycota; Dothideomycetes; Dothideales; Saccotheciaceae
Exons: 2
Coding region: 1-435 (144 amino acids)
Source: RefSeq, a predicted model, not a curated record
AUGGCCCGCACAAGAGCAGCAAACACUACCACGACCACCAAGCCGUCUCUCAUGUCGCGUCUGAAGGGCAACAAUCACACCACCACCACCACCACGACAAAGCACUCGACCAACCCCAUCACGGGAAGUCACACGACUACCACUACCAAGAAGGAGGUUGGCAACACUCAUCCUACUGGUCACCACACAGGCACUACCACUGCCGGUACAGCCAGAACAAGCACAAGACACACAACUGGCCACCACACCACGGGCACCACUACUGGAAGAACCGCUGGAGUGCAGAAGCGCAAGCCCACCAUGGGUGAUAAAAUCAGUGGUGCCAUGAUGAAGCUCCGGGGCUCCGCAACAGGCAAGCCCGGUGUCAAGGCAGCAGGGACGCGAAGAUCGCAUGGUACGGACGGCAAGGGCGCGCAUUACACACGCACCUAUUAG